This is a messenger RNA of Purpureocillium lilacinum, 318 nucleotides long. The record is from RefSeq and is a predicted model, not a curated record. NCBI's taxonomy places the organism in Eukaryota, Fungi, Ascomycota, Sordariomycetes, Hypocreales, Ophiocordycipitaceae.
AUGGGACAAUUUGUUGUCGAGGUUGCCCGCCAAAAAGCGAAGCGGAGGCCCCGUCCAAUGUGCGCCAGAGGGUGCGUCUUCGGCCCACGGCCCAUUCCCUGCGCGCGGAGCGAGGACGAUUCCUUUUGCGAGGGCGCCACCCAGCAGCCAGACACGGAAGACGGAAGGAAGUCAGCGUACCCGAAGACGAUGGCGAUACGGGAAGAUGACUGGGAGUCCUCUGUUGAGCAGUUGGAGGCCUGCUCCACGACGCUUUCCGGCGUGCGUUUCCUUGUGGAUUUGUGUGGGGAAGACGAGCUUGUUGUUGUCUUUGAGUGA